Molecule: messenger RNA, 863 nt
Organism: Dendroctonus ponderosae (mountain pine beetle)
Lineage: Eukaryota; Metazoa; Arthropoda; Insecta; Coleoptera; Curculionidae
Exons: 2
Coding region: 42-848 (268 amino acids)
Source: RefSeq, a predicted model, not a curated record
CCGACGAUGUGCCGAACAAAUCAUUCCAAUCCACUCUGAAGAUGAAGUGCGCUAUUCUUUUAGCUAUUGUUGCAUUCUCCAACGCUUCUCCCCUUUUCGGGACAUACGGGGUUGACUACCCUACGGGCGGCCUUUGGGGGUACCAACAAGCCCAAAUCGAGCCAAUCAAUCGCUAUGGGUUCUCCAAGAACACCAUUUGCGACCAACUAAGGAGAAUUAAGGACUUGCAGUGGAGAGUGGAGCAGAACCCUUCACAGCUUUUCGAUUCUGAAUUCCAUCACGGACUAGACACCAGCAACUACCAUCCAUAUGUUCAUCAAAUGUGUGGUGAAGAAGCCGCCUCAGUGUUUCAGCAACUGAAUAACCAUCAGCACUACUUCGGAGUGGGAACUUACACUCCAACUGGCUUUACCACCGACAAUGCUCACUUUCAAGUUGGAGGAGUGGCUAAUGGCGUCAACACUGAAACCAUCCACAAACUGGCCGAUGAACAUGAAAAGACCAGCAUCGAAAUGGAAAUAAACCAUCACCAACAUUCGGCUCAACAGUUGAAGCAACAGCAGCAAUUCGUCGACCAGCAAAAGCACGAGAUUCAGAACCAAUUGGCUUCGGGAGGACAUUUUGGGGCCACCAAACAAGUCUACAACCUGAAGCAACUGCAUGAGAAUCUUCACCAGCAGGAAUGCCAGCUGAUCAAGGAGCAACUUUCCCAUCACAUUGCCGCCUUGGAGUUGCAAAUCGCUCUUAUCCAUAAGGAUGUUCAAUUGUUGGACGACACUGUUCAAGAACAUGAAGUUCAAAGAAUUACCGCUGGAAGCGAUUUUUCGACGAGGAAUUGGUCUGUUUAGGUUUAGAUGGAUUUC